AUGGUGCAGUCACAAUUUGCAUUAUCAUGGGAUUCCUACAAAACCAAUAUCUGCAACGGCUUCAGUGCUCUUCAACAGAAUGGAGAAUUUGUUGACAUGACUUUAGCUGCUGAUGGACAUUUUGUAAAGGUCCAUCAAGUUUUAAUGGCCCUUGCUAGCCCCUAUCUAAAAGAUUUAAUGUCAUCUGCUCCAUGUCAACAUCCAGUUGUUUUUCUCAACAACAUUUCUUAUACAACAUUGUCUUUUUUGCUCGAGUAUAUUUACACAGGAGAAGUUAAUGUUCCAGCAAAUAAUUUUACCUCUUUUGUGGAUGCGGCUAAAGCUCUUCAUAUAAAAGGACUUGAGACAGUAGUUGGCCAUGAGAAUACCCCUGCUAGUUCACUUGCAAAUACAUCACAAACUGAAGAAGUCGAAGAAAGUUACAGUAAUAGUCUGAAGAGAUUAGUUUCAAAAGAUAACAUAGGACAGAUCAAUUUACCAGUUACUGCCAGAAAGAUUAUAAUUAAACAUGAAACCAAUCCUGAUACAUCUUUAAGAUCGUCUACGCAGAGUACGAAUAAUCAUCUCUUUGUAAAGGAAGAUUCCCAUGGCUUUUCGGAUAUGGACGACGGGGGAGGCAAUGAUGAUGACGACGAUUACUGCCUGACGACGAAAACCAUCAGUACUGAACAAGGAAAAGUACCAGCAGUUCCCGUGAACACGAACUUACAAUUCACAGUAUCUAUAAGAGGGUCACUUCAAGUGAUCCUGAACCGGUACAUGUACAAUUUGAAUUCCACGCAAAGCUCAGGCGUGAAACGAUGGCGUUGCAUCGAAUACCGCAAUAAACGGUGCAUGGCUUUCCUAGUCACCAAAGGCAAUGUUGUAUUAAACAGAGCGAAUCUCCACAGCCAUUCCUACCACGAUAAAAAGAUUCUGGCAAAGAUUGAAAAAAACGCUGUUUUCUCAGCACUUGACGAUGCUGAAGGAUACAAGGAAAAGGAGAAAGCCAAAAACGAAGAAGAUACCACUAUGGAUAGCGAAGAUUACAGUGCAUAUGAUCUUAGCAGGGACUCUAGUGAAAAAUGU
Iphiclides podalirius (scarce swallowtail) is the source of this 1068-nucleotide messenger RNA. NCBI's taxonomy places the organism in Eukaryota, Metazoa, Arthropoda, Insecta, Lepidoptera, Papilionidae. The record is from the annotation of a GenBank genome assembly.